Molecule: messenger RNA, 8851 nt
Organism: Mustela erminea (ermine)
Lineage: Eukaryota; Metazoa; Chordata; Mammalia; Carnivora; Mustelidae
Gene: MRTFB
Product: myocardin related transcription factor B
Exons: 15
Coding region: 4955-8200 (1081 amino acids)
Biological process (GO): smooth muscle cell differentiation
Source: RefSeq, a predicted model, not a curated record
AAUGCUAUAGGAAAAGCACAACUCAAUGUUUAGCAGUCUGUUUCCAUGCUAUUACUAAUUAUCGUCUCUGUCUCUCUCGGAUGCUUUUACAUUGGUGAAAUGGUGCGUAGUUGGUGAUGUUCUCAGGUCUGUGCUUACCCCAGUGCAGCGUCAUCCCAGCCAUAUCUUUUUUAUCAGCAGCUUUGUGAGCAUAUAGUGAGACUGCCAAGUUCUUGUGUAGGUCCCUUGAGCCGUGUUUGUUUCUGUUCUGAGUCCCUGAAGCCUUUCCUGGAUUAUUCCUAGUCUCCAAGCCAUACAGUUUUUCUCACGCUUAUUAAAUAUCUAUGCUUGGAGUACUGGGAAAAUUGACUUGAUUUAUGGAACUCUCUUUCAUAGGAGAACAGCCCUUUUGGGUGUGUGUACACACACACACUGUGGAAGCAGAUUUACCCUAGCCAAAGUGACUUUAAUCACCUAUCCUUUGAAGUUACACAUCCCUCGUGACAGCAGAGCCAAACGACACUGAAGAAGAUGUCGUACACAGAGUACGGAGCAAGGACAGAGCUACUGCACGCAGCUCACGGGGUAACUGUGGGCCGUUCUCUCUUAGAGAGAGCGCAGGUGCCCUUCCUCCCUCCAUCCCUAAUUCAGUCCAAAAGACAUUAUGUGGGGGGUGAGCAAGGCAGCUGCCCUGUGGGGGUGGGUGCAGUGAUCUGCGAAGGGCUUCGGAGCCCGCCUGGGGUGAGGAGACAUCUGCAUAAAGUUUGGUACAGCAGUGACAGUAGUGGGAUGAACAGGGUAUCCAUGAGUGGGGUGGCGGAGACAAGAUUCCCUUUAUAGGAGAAAAGGGUUACAAAUAUGUGAGAGAAGCUUAGAAAGAACCUUUGGUGUUGGAUUAGAAAUGGAGGCAUCAGGGUGAACUCAUGGUUUUCAAUGUGUAUAUAUAAAGAAGUCCAGAUGUACAUACUUAAAUAUAGAUCUGCAUUUACAUCUGUUAAUAUAGAAAACCAUAAGUGUGUGCACACACAAACCACAGACAUGUUCCCUGACUUCCUACAGAGGAGGCCUGGGAACGCUGACACCCUCAUAGCAAUGAGGACACCUGCUACUGAGUCUUUGCUUUCUCAGCGGAGCAGGGAAGGUAGCAGAUGAGCCUGGAAUACCUUGUACCAGAAAGUAAUUCAGCACUCAGAGGAGCUGAAGGCAGCAGGAAAGGACUCCCACUAGUCAAAUCUGGAAUAAUCUGAGCAUCAGACUAAAUGGUAGGAACAUGCUGUCACCCACUGAAUAAAAUAGGAAUCCGUGAGUCCACGGUGAUGGAAGUAGGUGCUGUAAUCCACAUGGGGCGGGGGGUUUCUCCUUACACUGAAAUGUGCCUCUAAUGAACGCAGAAGCAAUGAUAGAAUUUUCUAAGUCACCAUUUGGUGACCAUCCUAACAAAUAGUUCAACCCCACAAAAUCAUUCAUUACGAAGAGAAAAACUAACUUUACAAUGAAGAAACUUGGCCAAUACCGUCUUAAUCCAUUCAUCAAAACAAAUAUUGUCAGUUAGAAGACGAACUGGAUUUGUGCCCCACACAAUAGGAUGCAGAGAACCCACCCCGCUCGCCCCGUGGUAUUCCUGCCGUAACUGGAGUCUGGUCAUGAAGACACACCACAAAACUCAAACUGAGGGCAAUUCUACAAAAUAACUAGUAUGUAAUCUUCACAAUUUAAGGAAGGAAGAGUCAAGAGAGACUGAGGAUCUGUUCACAAAUGAAGGAAUACUGAAGAGGAAAUAACUCAGGGCCAUACGUGAUCCUGGUUUGGAUCCUUUUGCCUGAAAGGAUGUUGUUGGGACAAUUAGUGGAACUUCAGUGGAGUCUCUGGAUUAGAUGGUGAUAAAUUGGUGUUGAUUUCCUGAUGUUGAUGGUUAUAUUGGGUUUUUAUAGGACAAUGUCCUUGUUUGUAGGAAUUAUACACCGGAGGGCUUAAGGUAAAGAAAUGUCAUGUCAGAGCCUUCUCACAGAUGGUUCAGGAAAACCAUGCUCUGUGAAUUUGAAAUUAUUUCACAUUUUUAAAAAUACCAAAAUAAAUGUUCUUUCAGGCAUAUUCGCCACUAAAUUAUUUUUUUCUCUCAAAACUACAGAGACAAGACUUUAGAUACAAACCCACAGCAGGACAAUGUGUUUCCUUAUUGAAAUUUUUUUAUAUUUAUCAGAUGCAAAAAUAAUAAGCCUACAGAGGAUCCUUAAAAGAGAACUGUUUUAUUUUUUAACAUACUCAACACACGCACACAGCCAUUCUUUUCUAAAAAAAUGAAGAGGCUGGUGUGGUUCUGUAUCUACCCAGGUUUCUAAACUUGUGGCCUCAGCACAGUUGAGUGGGGUUUAAAAAGCAGCAUGCUGAGAAAGAAAAUAUUAGGGUUUGUUGUUUUUGUUGUUAUUUUUGCAAAGUAAUUAAGAAUGUGGGGUCUGAAGCCAGGCCGCCUCUUGGGAAUGCUGGCCACCACGUAUGUGGGAGGAGACUUCUGACAAAAACAGUCAAUUUUUCAAGGCCUUGGUUUCCUCGUCUGUGAACUGUGAUGACGUCGAACCCCCAGGCCCGGCAGCAGGACACAUGAGGGGACUCGGGAAAAGCGCUGAGACUGGGUCACCCUGCCCGCGCUGGAUCAGGCUGGCCGCUGCCGCUCUCGUUUGAGGAAGAGUGGAAGUGCGUUCGUGAAAGCAUUUGAGCAGGGUUAUGUUGGCUCUCCUUCUCCCUCACCAGGAGCAGAAUUACUGGGAGGCCAUAAAAGUUACGGCUUCUGCUGUGAAAACCUGCCCGAGAUCAGACUAAAGCCUGGAGACAGAGCACGUUCUGGAGGACCGCAAGCGUUGCAGUAGGAGAGAGACUCGGGCUUCGGAGAACUCAGACUGGCUGAACUCCAGACCUGCCGCAGCUGCUCUUGGACUUUGGUCCUGGUCUGUAAAAUGGCUAGAAUGUACCUUUAAUCAUCGCAGUCAGAAGGGGCUCUUGGGGGCUAAGGGAGAUAAACUUCGCCAAACUGCGGAAAAGGUGAAUGACCGAAAGAAUGUCCUCAAAAAGGCUUUUAUUCCUCCUUUAGAGAUGCAGGAACAGUCAGUGUAGAACAGAGGCCUUGGGAUCAGAAAGGAGCAGAGCAUUCUAGCACGUUUUCGAGAAGUGUGAUAAGCUCAGUGCUGUUUGUUCCUGUGGGGGUGUAGACUCCCAGCACUGGGCUUCCAUUGCUUCAGAAGGAAUUUCAGUUGACAAGAGCCGUGUCCGUGUUGUGUAAUCCCAUUCUCAAGAGCUGCUGGAGAAGCGUAGAUCGCUAUCUUUCUAGAACAGUCUGGGUUGAGUGCACACCAGCCCCGGAACCAGGGACAAAGGACAGAAUCCUCAGCCAGUUCCCAUCUGUGUUUCAGUGGGGACAGCAAUCCUGGGCUUUUCUGGCUUUGAAAACGUAAGCCUUUCUUCAUCCCGCAGAAGGAUCGUGUCAGAUGCACACUCAAAAUGUAUGGGUAUUUCUAUUUUGAAGAGAAAAUGUGCUUCCUUUAGAGAUCAUUUCAUCCAAAAUCACUGACUAUUGGGCACGGAUGGAGGACUUCUUUAGAAUUUUGAACAAUUAAGUUUUCCUUUUGCCGCUUCUCCUGCUUUAAUUCAUGUACUUAAUCGUGCAACAAGUAUUAAUUGAGAACUAGUCUUCCAGGCACUCUGGUAGAUGUCGGUUAUAAAAAAAGUGAACCAAACGUAGCCCUCAUGGAAGCACAUUCCAUCUGCCGCUCUUAACAACCUCGCAUGGCUUUUCUGGGCACCCUUUCACAAAGGUGCAUACUUUGAGCCAUUUCAAAAAAAAAAAAAAAGCUUCUUUUUGGCAGGAGCUACGGGUGGACAUAUAUUCGCUGGGGCUACAGACAGGCUUGUCUCCGCAUUUGCCUGGCGUUGCCAUCCCUAGAGAUUUCCUCCCAGCAGCGUCCCUCAUGUUCGGGGGGGACAGCAGUCCGUGGCGGGCAGGAGGAGGGUGCCUGUGGCCGAAAGCCCAUGUGAGAUCAGACUUGGGCUGGCCGCUGGUUGAGUCGGCUCUGAAACAGAAGCUCUCUUGCUGUCUCUGCCUUUAAUACAGGGGAGGGAGAUUUUUCCCUCGGAACAAUCAUGGCGAUGUUAACUCGGUCAGCCGACUAGUGGCACAGAGGGAAACUGCCGCUCGGGUCCGGACUGGUGACGGCAGAAAGCCGCAAUUGCAGUACGUUUCCCUGUUACAAAGAGCCCUGGCUCUGCCAGGAGGAGCCGGACGCCACAAAAGAACUUGGGGAGUUCAGCGUCCCGGUCGUUAGGCAGUGCCGCUGGUGGCUUGUUUAUGCAGCGCGGUCCCUCCGCUGGGAGAAGACCCGCUUCCUUCGGAUGCCCUAGACUGUGCCGUUUGUGCGGCGGGAGAACUUACUGAGUAAUGAAUGUGCUCGUCUGGCUGAUAGAAAGUAUUUCCACAGCCUGCGGGUGUGUUUAUAGAGAGCCGGCGAGAGACCACAGGCAGCAAUUUGUCUUCUUAGGUAUCAGCAAAGUCUUCUCUUUUAACAACUACAGGAUUUAUUUUUAACUGCUUGACUCAGUGUUUGUCAGAUGAUUCGGACCAUCAAACUGCAGCUGGAAGGACCCAGCGCGCGGGGGAAGCUGGAAUGGCAAGGGGAAGGGGGCUGGCUGGGAAAAGGGGUGGGAUUUCAGCAUCGUGCCUCUGGGGCUCUGCCUCCCAACGUGGGAGAGAGUUUAGGGCUUCCAGCAGCACGAGUGUAUUUGCGGGUCAGGCUGGGAACUGAAUGGGAAUGGCUGCCUUCGGCUGCUUAAUGACAUAAUUGCCCAGCGACCGGGGUCUUGUGAGGAGGAACCCAGGAUCCAGGGACGGGGGACCGGGGACCAGAGCGUGCUGAGCGCUGGUCUCUGCUGCUCGGCGUGUUGCGCUUCGCUCCUGCUGGAUGCUGCCGGUCUCCAGAAGCCUCUCACCAUGAUCGAUAGCUCCAAGAAGCAGCAACAGGGCUUCCCAGAGAUUUUAACUGCUGGGGAUUUCGAGCCCUUAAAAGAAAAGGAAUGCCUUGAGGGGAGCAACCAGAAAAGUCUCAAGGAAGUGCUCCAGCUGAGGCUGCAGCAGCGGAGGACAAGGGAGCAACUGGUGGACCAGGGCAUCAUGCCACCUUUGAAGAGCCCAGCUGCAUUCCAUGAGCAGAUAAAAAGCUUGGAACGAGCCAGAACUGAAAACUUUUUGAAGCAUAAGAUUCGGAGCCGACCAGAUCGUUCUGAACUUGUCAGGAUGCACAUUUUAGAAGAGACACUCGCAGAGCCGUCCCUGCAGGCCACGCAGAUGAAGCUGAAGCGAGCUCGACUAGCGGAUGAUCUGAAUGAAAAGAUCGCUCAAAGACCUGGUCCUAUGGAGCUGGUACAGAAGAACAUCCUUCCUGUAGACUCCAGUGUUAAGGAGGCAAUUAUAGGUGUUGGGAAGGAGGACUAUCCUCAGACUCAGGGCGAUUUCUCGUUUGAUGAAGACAGCAGUGAUGCCUUGUCUCCAGACCAGCCAGCCAGCCAGGAGUCACAGGGGUCAGCCGCGUCCCCAAGUGAGCCGAAAGUUAGUGAAUCUCCAUCUCCUGUGACUACAAGCACUCCAGCCCAGUUUACUUCAGUGUCCCCUGCAGUUCCUGAAUUCUUGAAAACUCCUCCUGUGGAUCAGCCCCCCACCAGGUCCACCGCACCUGUCGUCCCCACGAAUACUGUGUCCUCAGCAAAGCCUGGGCCGGCGCUAGUAAAGCAAAGCCAUCCCAAGAACCCCAACGACAAGCACCGCAGCAAGAAGUGCAAGGACCCCAAGCCGCGGGUGAAGAAGCUGAAGUACCACCAGUACAUCCCGCCCGACCAGAAGGGCGAGAAGAGCGAGCCACAGAUGGACUCCAACUACGCGCGCCUGCUCCAGCAGCAGCAGCUCUUCCUGCAGCUGCAGAUCCUGAGCCAGCAGCAGCAGCACUACAACUACCAGACCAUCCUGCCGGCGCCGCUCAAGCCACUUAAUGACAAAAAUAACAACAGUGGGAAUCCCGCUCUGAACAGUACCACACCUAACCCUCCAAGACAGAAUACAUCUGCUCCUGUGAGAAAGCCGGGACCUCUGCCUCCUAGCUUGGAUGACUUAAAGGUGUCGGAACUGAAGACAGAACUGAAGUUAAGGGGUCUUCCAGUGUCGGGCACCAAACCGGACCUCAUUGAACGCCUGAAACCCUACCAGGAAAUGAACAACAGCAGUGUCACCGCGGGCGGCGUCCUGACAGUGCCCGCGUCUGCCAUCGUCACCAGUAACCCAGAAGUCACCGUGGCACUGCCCGUCACAACACUGCACAACCCCGUGACCAGCUCGGGCUCCUCCUUCAAGGCAGAACUGCCCCCUGCCGGCAGCAGCACCGCCGCCCAUGUGGAGACCGUCAGCUCCCCUCUGCCCAUCUCCCCGUCGCCCUCCGAACAGUCCAGUCUCGGGACCGAGGACACAAACAUGGCAGACACCUUCACCGAGAUCAUGACCAUGAUGUCACCGGCGCAGUUCCUGUGCUCGUCCCCUCUGCGAGUGACGGGCCCCGAGGACAGCCCGAGCCCCACCAGCAGCACGCUGUCGAGUCUGGAACUGGACGCGGCUGAGAAGGACCGCAAGCUGCAGGAGAAGGAGAAGCAGAUCGAGGAGCUCAAGAGGAAACUGGAACAAGAGCAGAAGCUCGUGGAAGUUCUGAAAAUGCAGCUCGAGGUGGAGAAGCGAGGGCAGCGGCAGCCGCCGCCGCUGGAACCACAGCCGGGCACCGCAGCCAGCUCGGCGGCCAAGUUAGACCCGAAACUCGGCGGCGCCGGCUCCUCCGUCAAGGACGAGGCCUCGCUCAGCGACUGCUCCGGCUCCAGGCAGCCGGGCCCGGGAGCCGGCCAGCCCAUUGGCCAGCCCCUCUCGGUGGCGGGCCAGGCCCUGGUGGCCAAGAAGGCGGUGGUGAUCAAGCAGGAGGUCGCUGUGGCCCAGGCGGAGCCGCCGAGCAUCGUCCCACAGUUUUACGUGAGUUCGCAGGGACAGCCGCCGCCUGCCAGUGUCGCUGCGCCUCAGGCUUUACUGACCACACAGACCGCCCAGCUGCUGCUGCCGCUGUCCAUCCAGGGCUCCCGUGUCACCUCAGUGCAGCUCCCCGUAGGCAGCCUCAGACUCCAGACUCCAGCACAAACAGGAAUCCAGACUCAGCCUCAGACAGCAGCAGCCACGCUGUCCUCGGGCUUAGCCCAGACUGUACCUCAGAAGCAAGACACUUUCACGCCACAUGUGCUCAGUCAGCCUCAGCAAGUUAGAAAGGUUUUCACAACCUCCGCGUCGAGCGCCGUUCUCCCCUACCCGAGAGCACCCGCCCCAGCGGCCCAGCAGCCCUGUGUUACUAAGACUCCCCCCAGCGUUCUGCAGCCCAGAAGUGCCCCACUGCCCUCCCUGCAGAACGGACCUACCACCUCCAGCAAGCCCGGCUCACCCCCGCCACCCCAGCCGUGUGUCGUCCAGCACUCCCUGUUUGGGAGCCCGGUCCCCAAGACGAAAGACCCUCCCCGCUACGAGGAGGCCAUCAAGCAGACACGCAGCGCCCAGUCCUCCCUCCCAGAGAUUUCCAACGCACACAGUCAGCAGAUGGACGACCUCUUUGAUAUCCUCAUCAAGAGUGGAGAGAUCUCCCUCCCUAUAAAAGAAGAGCCGUCGCCCAUCUCCAAAAUGAGACCGGUGACAGCCAGCAUCACCACCAUGCCGGUCAACACAGUGGUGUCCCGGCCACCACCCCAAGUCCAGAUGGCGCCACCCAUCUCCUUAGAACCCAUGAGCAGUUUGUCCGCCAGCUUGGAGAACCAGCUGGAAGCGUUCUUAGAUGGAACUUUACCUCCGGCCAACGAAAUGGCCCCACUGCCGAGCAGCAGUGAGGACAGAGAGCCCUUCUCUCUGAUCGAGGACCUCCAGAACGAUCUGCUGAGUCACUCGGGUGUGCUGGACCACUCACACUCCCCCAUGGAGACUUCCGAGGCCCAGUUUGCCGCCAGUACCCCCUGUCUGUCACUGGACCUUUCGGACUCGAACUUGGACAACAUGGAGUGGCUGGACAUCACGAUGCCUAACACGUCAGGGCUCACUCCCCUCAGCACGACCACCCCCAGCAUGUUCUCCGCUGACUUUCUAGAUCCACAGGACCUGCCGUUGCCGUGGGACUAACAUCGCCGACUUCUCGUUCGAGCCUAUGUCGUUUCAGAAGAUGAAGAUCAUUCUCCAAGGUCAGUUUUUAGAGACAGAUUCAGAGUUGCGCUGUUGCAUUACAAUAUGUUGUCACGGGAAGAACGGAUAGAUGGUCACAGCCUGGAAACCGAGUGCGAACACAUUUCACGGCACCCAGCUGUGAAUUUCUCCAACUUAACAGCACAGGGCCUUCUGAAAAGUCACGGGUUACAGAAGACCCACCUGUUUCUCCAGACUUCGGCAGAGAACGAAUAAAGACAUCCAGAAGAGGGACGUGUGCAGGAGAGCGACACGAGGAUUCUCUGGCCGUCCAUGAACUACAUUUACGCCUCUGCGGUCACCUUCAGACCCGACGCUCAAGGCAGACAGCUCCCCUCCAACGAGGGGACAGCGGCCCCUGCAUGCGGCCCGUCCCAGCCACGACCGGAGCCGGGCUGCGGGCGGCAGAGGCCGGGGAGGGCGCCCGCCCGUUCCCAGACAGCGGCCACUGCGGACUUCUGCUUCCGUUCGGAAACCAACAUCGUUUAUCUGUGUCGUCGUUUUGUGAUUUGGGGAAUCUUAACCGUAGCUUCCAGGUUUCAGUUCAAGUGCGAGAUCCUCCACCAUCAUCAGACGACGUCUCCAAAACAC